Hepatospora eriocheir is the source of this 240-nucleotide messenger RNA. NCBI's taxonomy places the organism in Eukaryota, Fungi, Microsporidia, Hepatosporidae. The record is from the annotation of a GenBank genome assembly.
AUGAAAUUGUAUCUGAAUAUAUUAAAUAUUGUUAGUGUCCAGGAAAAAGUUUCAAAUACAAAACUUGAAGGUUUUAAAGAAGUAUCUAAGACUAAAAUAGAUGAAAUGAGCAUGAAAGUUAAAGGUUUAAAACAUAAAAUAAAAUGCAAACUAUCAUGUGGUGAUUUUAAUCAAACAGAUUCAGAUUCAGAACAACCUGAUGGUAGAAUUGUUCAAAAAAGAAGUGGUAUUAAUCAAUAA